UCGGCGAGACCGUGGGGGACCCGGCAGUCUCCGCUGGUACACCGAGCAGUGUGUUACCGUUCCUCGCUUGUUGUAUCACGUUCUCGCCGUAAUCAGCGUCGACGCGCGUCCGAUCUGACAGACCUGUAGUCGCGGCGGCACGUCGUCGUUACACACGCGCGCAUCCUACAUGUAUAUAUACACGAGCCCAUAUAUAUAUACGUAGAGGGCAGAGAGGGAGAGAUAUACACACUGGUGACCCAACAGCGUUCACGCCACCAACCCCUGACACGCACACGAACGCAUAUACGAAGCCCGUGCACACACCACCCGCCGGCACACGCAACCCUCGCGCGCAAACGGACCAUCAUCGGCAGAUCAUCGGGAGAUCAUCGGGAGAUCAUCGGGAACAGUAGAGGAUCGCACGGAAGGAGGAUAAAAGAGGGAUAAAGGACGCGGGUGUUGGAGCAGUGCGAGGACGGAAUCGCGUAAUCGGGCACGCGCGAUCGCGACGGAGUGAAAAGGGAUACGGGACGGGAGAGAUACACGCGGUGCGAGCAGGUGCACGAUCCUGCGUUUCGUACCCGGACCUUCGUCAUCGAGGAGUAACACGUGCAGAUCGGACAACGACGCGCGGCUCGAGGCAGCGAUCACGGCAAAACCACGCAAGUCUCGCCAAUCCGAGAGAACCGUCUAACGACCAACCAACACCAGACCCAAAAGUUCCACGCCCACUGUCGACGCCCGUGUCGCCUAGUGGCGCGUCGUCGUGGAGUCGCGAGGCGUUGGCGGCAAGACGGCCGAUUGUGCGGACGUGCUGGGGAAGCAAUUCCGCGGCUGCAAGGACCAGCAACAGCCCGAGGAUUCUCCCAGCAAAGGGCAAGAUGCACAUCGAGGUGCAGGUGGCGCUCAACUUCGUGAUAUCCUACCUCUACAACAAGCUGCCGCGCAGGCGGGUGAACAUCUUCGGCGAAGAGCUCGAGAAGGCGCUCAAGGACAAGUUCAAGGGACACUGGUACCCGGAGAAGCCGUUCAAAGGAUCCGCGUUCAGAUGUCUGAAGACUGGCGAUCCGGUGGACCCGGUGUUGGAGCGGGCCGCCAAAGAGAGCGGCGUGCCCAUUCAGGACGUCUUGGAGAACCUUCCCGCCGAGUUGGCCGUCUGGGUAGACCCCGGAGAGGUGAGCUAUCGUAUCGGCGAGAUGAACGCGGUGAAGAUCCUCUACUCCGAGACUGGAGACCCUCACGACGAGAGUUCGGCCGACCGAGAGGUCACCAAGACUUUCAAUCCCGAGGCCCAGUGCUUCAGGCCUAUCGAGACCGUAGGCUCGUCCCUGGGCCGGCUGAGCCUUAGUCCAAAGUCCACGUCGCCGUUCCCGAGCUCGCUGGGCAGUAACGCGAGCAACGGCUCGUCGAACAAUCAACAGAGCGGCCACGGGUCCGGUUCCUCAUCGGCGCCAUCGCCGACGCCCAUCACCAGCUCCUUCAAGGGCUCGCCUAGUCCUGUUCCGGCUUUCAUCCCGCGAACCACCGCGCCGCUCACCUUCACCACCGCCACCUUCGCGCAGACCAAGUUUGGUAGCACCAAACUGAAGACCAGCAGCAAACGGACGAACAGAAUGUCCCCCACCGAGUUCUCGAACUACAUCAAGCAGCGUGCCAUGCAGCAACAGAUUCACCAUCACCAUCAUCAUCAACAGCACCAACAGCAGCAGCAGCAGCAGCAACAGCAGCAACAGCAGCAGCAGCAGCAGCAGGCGGCCGCUGGUGGCCUGCCAGUGUCACAGAGCUCCCCUCGCAGUCGCAGCCUGUCACCGGGAAGCAUAGUGGCUGGGGCCGGGCAGCAACACACGGAUCCGAGCGCGUACUUCUUCCAGCACGGGCCAGCCGCGUACCAUCCCCAGUUCUCUCAUCGCAACAUCUUCGACUCGUCCAGCCACGGCGGCUACCUCUCCGCUGAUCUGUACACAGGCGUGAACUUCCCGUCGUCCUACCUCGAUCCAACGACGAUCGCCGGCCAUCAGUUCUACGGCGGCAGCGUGAACGGAACCAGCAGCGCCGCAGGCAGCAACGGGAACUCGCAGAGUGCCGGGAAUCUCGGCCCAGUCGGCUCCGCCGUGACGAACAGCAACGUGAACGGGUCUGGACAGCAACAGGACAAGACAGCGCUCGUAGAGGGCCUGAACAACUUUGGCCUCGGCUCCGUGGCGCCUUACCCAGCCAGCCAAUACCAGCACCUCCUCGUAGCCAACUAAAACCCCGCGCGAGUGAAGACCAAGUGUCUGGCGCGACCAGAGUCCCACUAGUUCCCACUCUGUCUCUCUCCGGCGGAACGAGACAUCCAACCGGAAGCCGCCACGGUAGCUCUGCAUAGUCAACCCUUAAAGAAUCGGUCAUCGUGCGUGGUCGUUGUCGUCGUCGUCGUUUGUCGUGAUCCUUCAUCGAGGAAUCGAUACGAGCUCAUCCACUCCCGCUUUUCUCGCUCGAUACGAAUCCGGAUCAGUCGAGAGGGAACCCCAGUGGUUGGUGUACCUCUCUCGCUAGUCGAUCGGCGGACAGCCAGUCGAUCGGCACACCGUCGUCGUUUGUGCGCGAACAACGUGCACGAUGGCAGAGAGACAGGGAACAGAAGAGGAGAGAGACACCUUCGGCAGAGAGGACGCAAUCAGCACCGAGGAAGACACCGGGUCGACGCGCACGCGGAUCAAGACGACCCGACUAUUCGCGAGACAGAGAGAUAGAGCGAUAGGAAGAGAGAGUGGGAAAGCGAGAGAGAGCUAGGGAGAGAAUGAGAGAGAAUACGAGCGUGUGCGAGAGCGAGGUUACGUGCAGCGUGUAGAGAGGGAUUCAAGUUCGGUGCGCCUGUGUGCUGAAGCGUGCGUGCAAGUCGUUUAGAGGAGAGUAGCGGUGGAGGAACGAAGAGGAGGAGGGACUGUUCGAUGCGACGGGACUCGCGAACGCGAACUUUGCGACCGACUAACGUACAGAGAGCCGCGUGUACCUAACAUUCUGUAACCGGAAACAACACGGACACCACGGACACCACGGACCCGAUUGCGAUGGCGCUGCGCGUCCGUUCGACGAAUGGCUGCUCCCUGUGUCGCGUUCUAACCCGCGUCGGCCAUCUUGCGGCUGACGGACGGGCAGACGGUCGCGAGAGAGGAAAAGAGUAUCGCGUAAGCGAACUCUGUUAUGCCACAGAGACCAAUUCGUGAUUUCGUUCGUGGUUCGAGAGGGGCAGAGAAAGAGAGGUAGAGAAAGAGAGUGAGAGAGAAAGAGAGAGAGAGAGAGAGAGAGAAUAAAGGUCGAACGAUGCGCCAUGCGCCUACACAUGGGACAGCGAAAGAGCCAAGAGACACACACGUGCGCGACGCGUACGUAAAAUUCCACACGGGCCAGAUUCACACGCAAACGGACACACUCACUCCCACCCAUUCACCUGGCGACCCCCACGUACAUACAUGUACACACACGCAUAUAUACGUCUACAUUUGCUACGCGAACACACGGAACGCCCCGCCUGCUGGUGGCGUGGUGACACCCGCGAUCGCAUACACACGUACACACAGGUAUUAUACACACGGACAAGGCGAAAGACACAGGAGGGCGGGGUGUGCGGACACUUAAUAUCGCGCACGACUUCACCAACACGUACACACAGAUAUUACCAACGUGUAAUAAUUUAUUUUUUCACUGGUAUAGUCGGAGAAUUGAUAUUGAAUAUAUCUGUAGAGCCUAUGUAUUAUAUUCAAAAUAUGCACUCACUUCGCGGGUUCUCGCGAAACGGUGUAGGGACUACCUGUAGCCGCUCUGUCGAAGCGUCGACGAACGAACACCCGGGGACGCUGAGUCGCGUAUACACGUAUACACGUUUCCCGGUGUAUUCCUCUCGUUCUACACGACCCGAAGAACGAUCCAAUCCACGAUCGAGAACACCAGAGACGAAGAGGACCGAGGAAUUUGAAGAGAGGAGAGCAAGAAACGGGAAUCGAAAGUAUAGUACUCGCAGGAUCGUGGUAAGAAGACGAAGAAAAACACUGGCUGCCGUGGGAUUCUUUCUCGAUCGAGUCGCAGAUGGUGCUCGCGGUUCCAUACCGUUCGGAAAACUCGUCCUCGGUACGAUUUUACAUUUUAUUUUUAUAAUAAAUGCAGUAGAGCGUAGGAGAGAAAAAAAAGUGAAAAAAGCGAGGCAAAAGGAAGAGGAGGGAGUAAAGCGGAGAAGAAGGAUGGCGGCGUGUUCGCGCGAGCAACAACAUGGCCGCGCUGCGUCGCUGCCUCGCCGCGAAACCGUGCGCUUCCGGUCCCGAGAUUAAUCUCCCCGGAGAUUUCCUUUCGACGCGACGUCCCCGUCGUUUUCAUCCCUCCUCCCCAAAAACCGCGCCUCGCGUUCACCACGCGUCGCCGGAUCCAGCAAAAGCGGAACAACAUCCUCCGGUGGUCUAACUUCGCGACACACCGGCGACGGUUCGCCAACUUUCCUAAUUCCGCGCUAUCGAGCAUCCGGCUCUCCUCGAAUCUCCGUUCUGCCCUAUCGAUCCUCAGGCAACGGGCCAACGGCCAUUCGAACUUCCGUCGUUGCCUCCGCGUCGACGGUGUUCGAAGAUCGGGGACAAAGGACGCGUCGAAAGGGAAACAAAGCAGCGCCGGUGGCGGGGAUGCGAAGCAGCGGCCAACCGGCCGGUUCGCGUUCGCGAGAUUAAUUAGGUGAUUACGUUAUUAAAGGCCACUGUUACUGUCCUCGACGGCCGCGACGCGACCGUGCUCGUGACCUCGAACGCGCAUGCGAGUCCAUCCGCUUCCGAGGUCUUCGCCAACUGUCACGAGACGAUUUUCAUCUUCCACGCGAGUCCAUAGAAUUCUCGUUCGACUGGGCUCUCGGAAUUAAACCGUGUCGAAAUUUUUGAUCCUCGUUUGGACCGUUUUCUGAGCGAAUAUCGAUCGAUGACGGUGCUUUUGGACAGAUGAUUUUACGUGCGCACUCUUGGUGAAACGAGUUGAAUAGAAACGAAGUGGAGAAGACAAGUCUCGACUGUCGUCUCGUAGAACGUUAACCUUUGCACUCGGGAGGCGACUCUCGGUCUCCAUUUAGCGAAAUUGUAAAAAUUCCUAGUCAAUCUUCUCUCUUCGUUCUAAACAAAUUCUAUCGAUAUUAUAACGCCGAGUGCAAAGGAUUAGUCUUCGAUUCCGUGUCAGAGAAAUAUUUUAACCGAGAAUUUCUAUCAGUCCGCUUCUGUCUCCGAUAGAAUUCGUCGGAGUGUUCCGUUACGGAUGAAUCAGCGGCACUUGUAAACCUCGAGAACGUGCAACAUACGACAUCAAGGUGAAUCGCGAGGAAGAUGGAAGAGUGUUCGGUGGUUGUUCGCGAGACCUCGAUUUUCACAUCGAAAGAUCGGCUGCGCGUUUAGCGCGCCGAUUCCCGAUAUCUCCUUGUCUGAUGGCGAGGUUAGAUCGGGUCACGGUCGGCCUCGUCCGUCGAGCGUCGCUAGUGUCGCGACAGCAACGAUGGCGGAGGUGCCGCGAGCCGCGGGCCGGGCACUAGGUGCUAAAAGUAUUAAAAAAAAGUGUUUAAUCUUGUCGUCGUGGGACAAACGUACGGAAUACGCCUGGCCAGAGAGUGUCGACGCGCUCGCGUUGUAAUUUUUGCCGCGAACGAGCCGAGCGGAGAUCGGUUCGCGUCGGUGGAUCAUCUCGGUCCGGCGCGUCCUCUCUUAGACUAGUUUCGAAACCUUAGCGUGACUUUGUAUCGUGUAAGUGUAUAAGUAGUAUAAUUUUAGGCGUGACUUUCGUCGUUCUUUCGUACGGAUUUUUAUAUAGCCAGUUUUGUAUGAUCGACGUCGAGCAGCAGCUUCCUCUACUGCGGCCGUUCCGUCGCGGACCGAGGCCGCUCGAUCGACCGACCGAACCGAACCGGAAUCGAUGUUCGCUCGGUGCUCUACAGCUCUGGAGCUUCGGAAAGAUUUUCGUUUCAAGGACCAAGGGUUCUUCGAUGGACGAGCGAAUUUCGUGCGAGAGUGAAAUCGCGAUUGUUUUCCCGGUCGCUGGCGCGUCGCUCGGAGGAUCUACGCGACGGGUGGAUCUGCACACACGCAUACGUACGACACACGAAGGAUGUACGCGCGCAUCGAGGACAAGGAGCUUGGAAUUUUUCGUGGAAAAUUCGAUCGAUCUCGAGGCGGAGCGAGUCGGCAGAUCUCUGACCACGCGAGGGGUGCUAAAACAAGUUUUUAACCGCGGAACUAAUAAGGGUAAAGAGGGGUGUGAAAGCGCGGGGAACAGAGGCGAGAGGGGACAAGGCGGGAGAACAGUACCCUUUAGUAAUAUCUAAACUUAAUUGUAACUAUUAACGAUACGUACGACUGUGGUAGCUAUGCUAGUACCUGCUAUUGUUAAAGAGAGAGAGAGAGAGAGAGAGAGGGAGAGAGAGAGAACGAGCGAGAGAAAUGGAUUGUAAGAGCGAGUCGAGGGAAGGAGGUAAUCGCGACUUUCGAGGUUUGGUUCGUGACGGAAUACCGGAUGUCAUCGUCGUUCGACCUGGCUGGAACCAAGCUAGUUCUUCGACCGGUUUUCCGAGAACGGAGCAGCAACACGGAACAACGAUCGAUGGAUCGCGAUCCGGCCUCGGGACACCGUAGAUUCGCCGCAAAGAGCUCCUCGCGCCGAUUAUUUUUCUAAUCUUUGUAAUCGAACGAACGGGUUCGCGACGAGAGCAGCGAGAAAUCCUCGCGAUUCGACUGCAACGAGAUCCCUCGAGAGACAGAGAGCGGGAGAAAGAGAGAGAGAGAGAGAGAGAGAGAGAGAGAGGAAGAGAGAGGAAGAGAGAGGAAUAGGGAUAGUAACGAUUCCGUCGCGCUUUAGCCAUCGAUCUUCGGGCGUCUCGAGGCAUCUCGCGAUCUUCCACGAUCGAACACGGGUGCAAGAAGCUCGGCGAGAGGGAUGAGAGAGAAAGGAGGCAAGUCGGCGAGCAAGCGUUGCAAUAAGUUGCGAAUCAAAUGUGGAUCUCGGCUUGAGACGAGAGGCUCAGCUCAGCGAAGAAUCAAACACACAUACACGAUGUAUACUCUUCUAGCAAAACCAAAAAACGGGAAAAAAAAAAGGAUGGAUCGGCGUGGGAUUGCGCGAACGAGCCGUAAUGGCGGACGCGUGGACGCGCGAGGCGGAAGUAGAUGGCGCUGCGACGCGAGUCAGAGAGACGGUUCAGCGAUGGAGGUGGAGGUGGAGCGAUGGAAACGGGAUUAUUGAUAUAGAGCAUACAUUGAGAUACACAAAAGAUAAACAUAUAGUAUUAUACGAUUACAAUACGAUUGUAACGAAACACUUUGUAAGCCAGGAAAGAAAAAAAAAAUUACGCAUAGUUUUCCAUAAUCUGUAAUGGAUGUAUUCGUUAACAAAAGAAAAAAAAAAAAACGACGACGAGUGGUUAAGGUUAAACACACGUACAUACACGGGCACACGUAUACACGUACACGUACACAGGACGGAAACGUACACGGACACAGCUGAAUAACCGUUCGAACGUAACUCGGGUACACGACACACAAGAAGUAAACGAAAAAGAAUAAAAAAAGUAACUAAUAAUUAAUAACACGAAGUAACGUGACGACGUAACAAACGGUAAAUCUGUCUCUUUAAAGUAUCAUGUGUCUAUAAACUAUAGCGAUCGAUAUUGUCUUUUUAACCGUAAAUGGAGAAACAAGUAAUCGUGGUAACGUAACUAAUGUCAUAGCGAUAACCGAACACUGCAAUAUUAGAUAUAAUAUAUAUUCAUACAUUUAUAGAGGAGAGAAGCGAUGGAAGAACGAGCGACGACAGUGAGCGAAGAGAGGGAGAGGAAGAGGGUAAUUGCGUGCAGCUCUGACACGCGUAAUCAAAGGGAAAAUCAGGGACAGGAGAAAAUGGAGGAGGACACGCGUCAUCGAUUCGUUCUCGCUUUCCUUCCUUCGCGAACACUCGAUGACAGAAGCGGAGGAAAAGGGAAAAAGUGGGGAAAAAAGGGGAAAAAAUGGAGGCAGAAUGGGAUAAAGAGAGGGCGAUAACAGGCAUAGAAAGAGAGAGAGAAAAGGAGCGGAAGAACGACGGCUUGAUCGCGCGUGUCAGAGCGGAAGUGAGCAAACGUGGUACGAUCUCCAGGCACAGUUGAAAAGAGAAAGCCGUUUCAUGCUAAAACAGCAAAGAGAAAAGCAAAACGAAGCUGAAUGGAA
Messenger RNA from Eufriesea mexicana, 8174 nucleotides. RefSeq names its product protein Tob1. Bases 864 to 2231 code for a protein of 455 amino acids. Gene Ontology annotation, molecular function: transcription corepressor activity. The transcript is spliced from 4 exons. The record is from RefSeq and is a predicted model, not a curated record. Gene Ontology annotation, cellular component: cytoplasm; nucleus. Gene Ontology annotation, biological process: regulation of gene expression. NCBI's taxonomy places the organism in Eukaryota, Metazoa, Arthropoda, Insecta, Hymenoptera, Apidae.